AUGAAGUGGGGGGUGUUUGUUUUUAUUUUCAUUAUUUGUUUUAAUGUUAUAAUAGGAAAUGAAAAUAUCAGAUUAAAAAAGUUAGAAUGCCAAGGAAUUUUUAUAAAUCAAGAAAAAGAUGAUAAAAUAAAUAUUUUAGAAAAUAAUUAUGAUAAUUCUUAUUAUAUUAUAUAUAAAAAUGGAAGUGAUGGAAUAUAUAAUUCAAAUGAACAUUUUAAUGGGUUAUCAAUUUUUUUAAAAAAUAAAAAAGAAAAAUAUGAAGAUAUUAAAAAAAGUAUAUAUUUGAGUUUCCUGAAAAAAAUAUAUUAUUCUUCUAUUUUGGAAUUAAAUUUUUUAAAAAAAAAAAGACAGCACAAUCAUUUUUUUAAGAAUUAUAAUAAAAUAAAUACUUUAUCAAAGGUUGUAGAAAUGUAUAUAUCAAUUAUAGCAAAAAAUAUAAAUGGAUUAUUUAUUAGUAAUAAAGAUUUAUUUGAAUUAUACAAGGGGUGUAGAAAUUUUAUAGAACUUGAUGAUAUCAAUAAAUUAAAAGAAUUGGAAAUAAACAAAAAAAAUAAUAGUGAAAACAAAAUUCAUAAAAUAUAUAAACAAUGUUUAUCCCAUAAAUAUAUGCUAUUGAAUUGGAUGAAUGAUGAAUAUCUCAAAAAAAAAAAAAAAUUUAAUAAUUUUAGUAACAUAUAUAUCAAGAAUGAUAAUUUUGAAGAAAUAGACUUAUGGUCAUUUUUGUAUGUGCCAAAAACCGAUUUAAUAAAAGCUCGUUUUUUAUUUUAUAUAAAAAUAUUUUUUUUUAAAAUUUUUGAAAAAAAAAAUAAAGGAGCUUAUAACCUUUUUAACUUAUUAAUAAAAAUGAAAAUAUUUAAAGAUAUAAAUAUAUCAAGUUUUGUAGAAAAAAUGACAAAUAUGAAAGUAAAUGAUCAAAAUAGACAAAAUGAAAUUAAGCAAAUUUUUCAAGUAUCCUUUAACAUGUAUACAAAAAAUUAUAAAACGAUUGAUAGUUUGCCAUUUUUUUUUUCAAAAUUUUCAUGUAAAGAUAAAAUAAAUAAGACAUUUUUUACAAACAGUUUUUUAAAUAAUAAUAUUUAUGGAUAUAUAAAUGGAGAAGAAGAUUAUAAAAUAAAUUAUUUCAAUUGGGUUUACAAAGUUGGAGUAGAAAAAGGGGUUUAUUUCUUAUCAUUCAUGUACUUGAAUAUUGGAAAUGUUGACUGGGUCGAUAAUUUUAGUGCUUUAAAGAAAAUGGAUAUGCACCGAAAUAAUCCAAGAAAGUGUAAUUUCCUUUUGAAUAAUGAAGUUAAUAAUAUUCCAGUGAUAUUCCGAGAUAAUCUAUUUUAUAACGACGAUUAUGUAAUAUAUAAAUCAGAAAAAUGUGAAUUAAUUUUAAACACAAGGAUAGUAAAUGUUGAUAUAUAUAAAGAAAUAAAAAAUGAAGGUGCUAAUAAAAAUGCAAAGACAAAUAUAGAUAUAAUAUAUUUAAAGAAAAAUAUUGAAAACAAUAAUGUAAUAAGCAUAGAAACAUGCAAAUAUAUAGUAGUUGAAAUGUUUUCUAACAAUAUUAUUGUUGAUAAAGAAAAAUUAAAUAAAGAAAUAGAUGUAACUUUUACAAAUACAGAAAAUCAUAAGGAUAAAUCUGUGCAUGCAAUAUCUAAAUAUUAUCACAAAACAUUAUUAAACGGUUUUGAAGAAAAAACAAGCCAUAAUUAUGAAAAUAAAAGUAACAUUCUUAUUCAUAAUAUUUAUUAUAGGUUACAUACAAACAUAAAUAAAAAAUUUGGGAUAAAUUAUAAACACAAUAUUAGCUGUAAAAAAAAAGAAACUGAUAAAAGUCGAAAAAAAUGUAAAGAUUAUUUUUGUUAUUAUAAUAUAGGGAUAGAAAAUAAAAUAAAACAAGUUAACAAUAAUGAGUCUAAGAAAUAUAAAGAAAUAAUGGAAAAAAAAAAAAAAUAUUUCACCGAUACUUAUUGCACUAAAUUUUCAUAUGAUAUGCCUAUCGGGACCAGAUAUAUAUCAACAUGUUAUUCAGAUAAAAUAAAGUAUAACAAUAAUAAUAAUGCUAAAGAUAAUAUAGAUUUAUGUACAAAUUAUGAUGUUAUAUUGAUUUCGAAUGGCAAAUUGUUUUUAAAUUGUAUCAAUCCAAAUGAAAUAAAUACAAACAUAAUGAAAAAUAAAAUAAUAAAUGUAAAAAAUAACAAAUUUAGCAUAUAUGCUGAUGUGGAAAAUGUGUAUAUAUAUGAGAAAGAAGACAUUAUAAUAACACACACACUAGACUAUUAUAUAUUUAUGAAUGAAAUUUCAUUUUUUCCUUUGUGCUAUAGUCCAAAUAAGGAUGUGAACAACCAUAAAGUUAAUCAAUAUGAUUAUAGUGAUGUUCUAAAUAUAAAAAAUUAUAUUUAUGCCAGACCAACAAAUAAUGGAAUGAAUAAAAAACAUAAAAUAUUUAAUUUUUAUAAAAUCUAUUCAAAUAAAAAAAUUGACAAUAAUGCUAUCGAAAUAAAUGAUUUGCAAGAAAUAAAUACUCCAACAUAUUAUGAUAUAGCUUGUAAACAGACUUAUUAUUCUGAUAUUUCUUAUAUUUAUUCUAUGCCCAGAGGGAAUGCAAAUUAUUAUUACAUUUUAUGCAUUUCUUCAUUUGUUUCGAUUUCCCUUAUUAUAUUUACUUUUUAUUUAUGUUACAAAUUUGCAUAA
Messenger RNA from Plasmodium berghei ANKA, 2676 nucleotides. RefSeq names its product conserved Plasmodium protein, unknown function. The record is from RefSeq and is a predicted model, not a curated record. NCBI's taxonomy places the organism in Eukaryota, Apicomplexa, Aconoidasida, Haemosporida, Plasmodiidae. The coding region runs from base 1 to 2676 and encodes 891 amino acids. The transcript has a single exon.